This is a messenger RNA of Tetrahymena thermophila SB210, 1404 nucleotides long. Its product is annotated as transmembrane protein, putative. The record is from RefSeq and is a predicted model, not a curated record. The transcript has a single exon. Lineage: Eukaryota; Ciliophora; Oligohymenophorea; Hymenostomatida; Tetrahymenidae.
AUGAUAUUCUACUACUUUAUGUUCUGGAGACCAUAAUCAAAUAGAAUCUAUACCUAUAACUUUAUUAAUACUUUGCUAUUUAUUGCCAGCAUUUGGAUAUAUUUUGAUACUUUUUAUGGAAUUUAUCACAAAACUCUUGAUAUUAAGCUUUAGGAAGUCUCUCAAUGUAAAGUAAUUGGAAAGGAAACUGUUGAUUUAGGAGGCGUUGAAUUUUAUUCUAUCCUUUACGUCGAUUUUGUUUAUAAUAACUAAUAGUUACUAGGCUAUAGCUGCUAAUCUUCUUUAAGUAAAGAACAAGCUAAUUCUAAGAUAUCUCCAAAUGAAUUCUAUUUUAAGAGAGAUAAAAUUGCUUGCGAUUAUUAUAGUUAAGAUUCUAUUGGAGUACUCUAAUCCGAAAGCUAAGCAAACGGUUAUCAACAGUAACAUUUAAAGUCAAACAAGGAUAUUAUUUAUUAGAAUAGUUAGCCUAUUCCAGGAUGUUAUAAUUAAUAUACUUUUAGUGACGUAAAGCUUCCAAGCUGGUUAUGCAUUCCUUCGGAUUUUCCCUUUUAGACAAUGAUUGAUAGUGAAAAGUGCUACUUAAAUUUUUAUGGUGAUAUAUCAAAAGCCUAGCAAAAUGCCUUAAGUAGAGCUGCUCUUAAAGAUGUUUAAGACUUUGCUUUGAUUACAUAUAAUCAAAUCCCUAUUCCAAAAUGGACAUAUUAACCACUUUUAAUUUUUGAUUUUAACAUUUUAAUUAUUUCUUUGAAUUCAAUUUACUUUUACAUUGUUUUUUUCUUCAAAUAAGCCUUGUUACAUGUGCUUGGGAAAAAAAUAUAAUUUUAAGAAUUAAAGGAAGAAGACUGCUUGUUUUACAACUUAUAAAAAUAAAAGGAGUAAAGAGUUUUAUUAAAUUAAGAGAAUAAAUUUAAUGCUCUUUCAGAAUUAAAUAAUACAAAUGAAGUAGUUUAGUAAUCAAAAAAUAAGUUAAAUUGUAUGAUGAAAUAAAAAUCUCUUUCUUAAAAUAAAGAUAUUCAUUAAGAUUUAGAUAAAAAAAUGAAAGAAAAUCUAAAUUUAGAUUAAAAUAAUUUUGAAAAAGAACAAAAAAACUCUUAAUUUUAAUAGGAUAUAGUUAAAAGUCAAAAAUAGUAGGAAAAUUUAAUAACUGAUAACUAAAUAAACUAAUAUUUAGCAACUGAAGUAGAUUACGUCUAGGAAGAUACAAGCUUAAAUAGCUCAAAACAUGAAAGAGAGUAAGAUGAAAGCUUACAACCCUAAUUAAUAGAAUUAUAAACAUCAAGUGUUUCUUCAAAAAAAACUUGUGAAUCAAAGAAAAUUAAUUAUUUUAAUUCACCAACUGAUACACUAAUUUCUUUCACUCCUAGAAGAAAAAAAUUGACAGCAGCAUAGAGCACUUUUAAUUGA